CCGCACACACAAAGCAACAACCCUCAAGUUCUCUGUUAAAAAAACCCUUACUAUAACUCUGUAUAGAGUUAUUACAUCCUGAUAUGUGUGGUAAAAAAAUUGCUAAUCUUGUGUAACAUAUCAACUCCAUUUGUUUCUAAUAAUGUUUUAUAUGAAUACCAAAAUAAUUUAAAAGACAAAAGGCCUUAACAUUGGAUUUCAUCCCUAAAUUGCAUAAUUGUAGCCAUAUUUGAAAUUUAAAGUGUUGAUAAACACAGGUUAUGCAACGAUAAUUGUAGCCAUAGAAAUUUUUAAAAGCUUGAUGUUAGGGUCAUAUACAAUUAGUUGUAAUUAUGAGACAUUGUUUAGAAACUAGUUGACAGUUGCAAUGUUAACUUCUUUUUUAGUCCAUGUUAAUAAUGCAUAACAAUUGUUUAUUUCCCAUGUGCAUGCCUCGAGAUUGAGGUUGCUAGAAGAUUACAAAAAAAAAUAGAAAGAUGAAAUCCGAGGUAUCCAUUUUUGUAUUGUUAUGAUGAAGCAGAAAACAGAGAGUUGGUAUACUUUUGUUGGUUGCAUGUUUAAAAUAGUUGAUAAAAUAACUAUUAAUAAUAGGUACUGGUCAAUGGUAUUUCGUCGUGGUGCUUUUUGUGUUUAAUUUUAAAGUGAUUAAAUACAUAAAGAGAAUAGCAGUUUGUUUUUUUUUUCCACUAUUUUUUCAUCUGCUGCUUUCCUCAUUCAAGUGUAAUGGCAGAAGCAACAAAAGGUUAUGCUGUUGUCACAGGAGCAAAUAAGGGAAUUGGAUUUGCAGUAUGCAAGCAAUUGGCUUCAAAUGGGUUCACUGUGGUGCUCACAGCCAGAGAUGAGAAGAGGGGUGUUGAAGCUGUUCAGAAACUCAAAGAACUUGGUCUCCCUGGCCAUGUGCUUUUUCACCAACUUGAUAUUACUGAUCCAAAAAGUAUAACAUCGUUGGCAGAUUUUAUCAAAAACCAGUACGGAAAACUGGAUAUCUUGGUAAACAAUGCUGGGAUUCCUGGGGCACAUGUGAACGUUGAGGCUUUGUCUGCUGCUGGCAUUACGGAAAAUUCUGGUCCUGUUGAUUGGAGUAAAAUAGUAACGGAAACCUAUGAAUUAGCUGAAGCAGGUCUUAAAACAAACUACUAUGGAGCCGAGGAAUUAACCAAAGCACUUAUCCCCCUUCUCCAGUUUUCAAGCUCUGCAAGAAUUGUAAAUGUUUCCUCAUCCAUGGGAGGGCUUGAGCAUAUGAAGAAUGGAUGGCCUAAAGAAGUACUUAGUGAUGUUGAAAGCCUUACUGUAGAAAAGAUUGAUGAAGUUUUGGAUGAAUAUCUAAAGGACUUUAAAGAGGGUUCACUAGAAACCAAAGGCUGGGCUCUUACAAUGUCUGCAUAUAGUGUCUCAAAAGCUGCUCUUAAUGCCUACACAAGGGUUCUGGCAAAGAAGUAUCCCUCAUUCUGCAUCAAUGCUGUUUGUCCUGGCUAUGUGAAAACAGAUAUAAACUACAAUACAGGUAUUCUGACACCUGAAGAAGGUGCUGAAGUUGCAGUGAGAUUGGCACUGCUACCUGAGGGAAGCCCUUCUGGCCUCUUUCAUUAGAAGUGAACACAAACCAUUUUGACCAUGAAUUGUUUCUAGAAAGCAAAGAAUAAUGGGUAACACAUGAAGCCAUGUUUGUUACUACACUUUCAAGAACUUGAAACCUUCACAUUAACUCUUGACAGACAUGCUUUAACUUGGUUCUUGCAAUAAAAAUAAAUAAUUAUAUCUAUGCAGUUAUGCUGCAUAUCAUGUUUAAACUAGUUUUACUUUCUAUUGAGAUAAUGAGUAAUGU
Vigna unguiculata (cowpea) is the source of this 1825-nucleotide messenger RNA. Its product is annotated as (+)-neomenthol dehydrogenase-like. The record is from RefSeq and is a predicted model, not a curated record. Gene Ontology annotation, molecular function: oxidoreductase activity, acting on the CH-OH group of donors, NAD or NADP as acceptor. NCBI's taxonomy places the organism in Eukaryota, Viridiplantae, Streptophyta, Magnoliopsida, Fabales, Fabaceae. Gene Ontology annotation, cellular component: membrane.